This is a messenger RNA of Fibroporia radiculosa, 1701 nucleotides long. RefSeq lists its product as uncharacterized. Bases 1 to 1701 code for a protein of 566 amino acids. The record is from RefSeq and is a predicted model, not a curated record. NCBI's taxonomy places the organism in Eukaryota, Fungi, Basidiomycota, Agaricomycetes, Polyporales, Fibroporiaceae. The transcript has 2 exons.
AUGCACAAUUGUCUGACAGUUCCAGAGCUUCUGGGCAUACUCUUCGAAUGGAUAUUCCAGGAUGCGGUGCAAGGUUCUGCGGCUCUUGCAGCUCUCGCGGGCACCUGCCGUCUUUUCAGCCCGGUUGCGCUCGACAUUCUCUGGAGCUCACAGAUAAACUUGGUGCCUCUAGUCAAGCUAUUCCCCAGCGAUAUAGUGGACCAGGAAGCGGCAUCGGAUGGAUAUAACAUUGUGAGUCUAAAGAGGGCCCCCGAACUCGAAGAAUGGUCGAGAUUUUUGCAUUACGCCUCGCGGAUCAAGUGUAUCGGGCGACAUUACCCCCAAUGCCCUCCGGUAGUCGAGUUGCAGCGCGUCGACCCGCGCACGUACAGCAUCCUGUGCGACUACCGUCCCUCCGGCCAUUUCUUCAGCAAUCUGCGCCUAUUUGAGUGGAAACAGGGCGACGCGAACGCGGUCCACGAGGUCGACCACCUGCUCCUUCUCAUCCAUCCGAAGGUGUCCAAUAUGUCCAUCCACCUUAUGGAACCCUUGAACGAUGAUAUUCUGGUCGCGAGGUUGGAAGCCGCGCUGGGUCAGUUCAACGACAACUGUACCUUCCUCGAGGAUCUCACAUUUACCUGCCCAUGGACCUCGCCGCUUUCGGACAUGAUAUCGAACAUCGUUCUCCGGCACAAGCGACUCCGCAGUGUCUACCUCUACCAACAUAUCGAUACCCUGAUGCUGCGCGAGUCUAUGCUCCACAUUUCCGGCCUGACUUCAUUAGAAAAACUCACUAUCCGUGCCGACCGGUACGGCGGCAUCGGAUCCGCGCUGCACACGAUGCUCCAGGGCUCAGACCUCACGUUCCCGUCUCUCCGUCAGCUGGUCAUCUAUGCGGAUAUCUUGACCGCAGCCAGCAUGUUCAUCGACGCCGUGAAGUCCCCGAAACUGCUGAGCAUCUACACCGUCACGGCGUUCUCCCCCUCUGCUACCGAGAUGGAAGAGUUCGGGAGGCGGCUCGGCAAGCACCCCUCGAAGGCUGUCAUCGGCUCGCUCACUUUCGGGUGCGGGACGAGCAUCCCCCGCGAGCACGAAGAGCCUUUUAUCACGGGCGACAGUCUGCGGCCUUAUCUAGCCCUUCCGUCCAUCCACGAAUGCAAGAUCGGCGUGCGGCGCCCUAUGGUGGUCGACAAUGCGUUCGUGCAGGACCUGGCAAAGGCGUGGCCGCGGCUGCAAACGCUGGAUCUCGGGGUUCAGUGGCGGCGGUACACGGGCGAACCGGAAGUGACCCUCAAGGGCCUCAUACCGCUCGUGCGGCACUGUCCUGAUUUGCAGAUGCUUGGGAUUGCGGUCAGCACGGACGUUUCGGAGGUCAGGGCGACCGAAGAGGAGCCGCGGCCCAGCGGAGGAUACAGCAACGGGAACGUCUGGGCCUUCUCGGUGGGCACGUCGAUCCUGGAGAGGGUCACGCCUGGCGACAGGAUCGUGCUCGCCACGUACCUCGCGGACAUUUUCCCCCGACUGCGCCUGCUUAGUACGGUCUGGUCUCGAACGGAAGUCCAGGAAAACAUCGAGGAAGACGAGCUUAGCCCGGCCGAGUCAGAGCUGUGGGGGGAAGUGGGGAAGCUGGUCAAAGAGCUCGCACGCAUUCGCAGGCAAGAGAAUAAGUGGGUGGAGCAAGAGGCGGAGACCAAAAUGAUAGAGAUCGCCAAGCAAAACUGA